Scheffersomyces amazonensis is the source of this 741-nucleotide messenger RNA. RefSeq lists its product as uncharacterized. Bases 1 to 741 code for a protein of 246 amino acids. The transcript has a single exon. NCBI's taxonomy places the organism in Eukaryota, Fungi, Ascomycota, Pichiomycetes, Serinales, Debaryomycetaceae. The record is from RefSeq and is a predicted model, not a curated record.
AUGAAUAUUUCAAAUUUGGAAGAUCCAUUUGAUUACCUUGAAUCAUUUAAUCGUUUCAAUGAGAAUAUUAGUCAUCUUCACAUUGGUAAAGAUAAAAAAAAUGAUACAAGAAAUGAUAAAUUAUUAAAUCCUAGAAUGAAACCUUCUCUUGACAAACGAAUGACUUUGGCAUCUCCUUUACCAGAUAGUAAUGAUAUUCAUAACUUCUCUGAUCAUGAACAUUGUCAAUUUCAAAAUAAUAUUCAUCAAGAACCAUCACAAAUUGCCAUUUAUGACGACAAUGGUAAUACCACUUACUACUAUGACAAUGAUGACCCAGAACAAGAUGAAGAUCCAGAGAGUGAUGAUAUCUCUCCAACAUCAGUAAUUAGCAUAAAAGAUAUAAAAAGGAAGAAUUCUGGAGUUAGUUAUACUGAUAAUUUUCACCAAAUAGGUUCGAAUCAUUUACUUGAUAAAUACAGAAUAAGUAAAUCAUCAAAUACUUCUCCUACAAUGAAAAUACCUCUCAGACCUCAACUGAGAAUUCCUUCAAUUGAAGCAAUUGCCCCAUCAGUAGGACUCAUGAUGAGAAGACUGUCAACAUCUAAUAAUGUUGGAAACCCUUACUAUAAGCCAAAAUUUAAAUCAAUGACAUCUAUUCCUAAUUUGAUUAACUAUUCUCAACUCGAAUCAAAUUCGUCUCCGGUAUCUCAAACCAAUAAUACUGAUGCUGAUACUGAUGGUUUACAAUUCAAGUUCUGA